Dalotia coriaria is the source of this 3547-nucleotide messenger RNA. RefSeq names its product Mitogen-activated protein kinase rl (gene rl). The transcript is spliced from 8 exons. Lineage: Eukaryota; Metazoa; Arthropoda; Insecta; Coleoptera; Staphylinidae. Gene Ontology annotation, biological process: protein phosphorylation; intracellular signal transduction. The record is from RefSeq and is a predicted model, not a curated record. Gene Ontology annotation, molecular function: ATP binding; MAP kinase activity. Bases 280 to 1431 code for a protein of 383 amino acids. Gene Ontology annotation, cellular component: cytoplasm; nucleus.
CGUCGCAGUUCGAGUUUACAGUUCGUGCGCGCUUGUCGUCGGUCGUUGUCGUUUCAGUCGGUGUGUGCGCUCGCGUCCGCUCGAACAAACCAGCCAUCCGCACCGCACUCUUGCGUCUUGCGCGCGCCGUCGCGCCCCGAUCCAGCGCACUAUCCGCACGAGGAGUGUGUGCCUGCGGUGUCUAUCCGUCGGCCGCGAGGAGACGUUAUCAACAGCCCGUGGUGUGCGCGCCAGUUUGUGAGUGCGUUCGGCAGCGGCAGCAGGAAGCGCGCUCGUGCAAUGGCGGAGAACGCCGCAGUGGCGAACGCGAACCCCAAUGUCGAGAUCAUCCGCGGCCAGGCGUUCGAGGUGGGUCCUCGCUACACCAACUUGUUCUACAUCGGCGAGGGCGCCUACGGGAUGGUCGUGGCUGCGUACGAUACGGUAACGAAAACAAAGGUCGCCAUCAAGAAGAUUUCUCCCUUCGAACAUCAAACCUACAGCCAGCGCACACUACGAGAAAUCAAAAUACUCACGAGAUUCAGGCAUGAAAAUAUAAUCGAUAUCAGGGACAUUCUGCGUGCCGUCACGAUAGAAGAAAUGAAAGACGUCUACAUUGUCCAGUGGCUGAUGGAGACGGACCUUUACAAACUAUUAAAGUCGCAGAGGCUGAGUAAUGAUCACGUCUGUUAUUUUCUGUAUCAAAUACUGCGAGGUCUCAAGUAUAUUCAUUCGGCGAACGUGCUGCACAGGGACUUGAAGCCGAGCAAUUUGCUGUUAAAUACGACCUGCGAUCUUAAGAUAUGUGAUUUUGGUUUGGCUAGAGUGGCCGAUCCCGAACACGAUCACACCGGCUUCCUUACAGAGUACGUCGCGACGCGAUGGUACAGAGCGCCCGAAAUUAUGCUCAACUCAAAAGGCUAUACGAAAUCCAUAGACAUUUGGUCCGUGGGUUGCAUACUGGCGGAGAUGUUAUCGAAUCGGCCGAUAUUUCCCGGCAAACAUUAUCUGGACCAAUUGAAUCACAUUCUCGGUGUGCUCGGCUCGCCGUCCCAGGAGGAUCUCGAUUGCAUUAUUAACGAGAAAGCCCGCGGCUACCUUCAAUCGUUACCAUUUAAACCGAAAGUACCCUGGGUGAAGCUGUUCCCGAACGCCGACCCGAAGGCGCUCGAUUUGCUCGACAAAAUGCUUACGUUCAAUCCGCACAAUCGCAUUGUCGUCGAGGACGCUCUGGCGCAUCCUUAUUUGGAAACCUAUUACGACCCAGCGGACGAGCCCGUGGCAGAAGAACCGUUCCGUUUCGAUACCGAACUGGACGAUCUACCCAAAGAGAAACUCAAGCAGAUGAUAUUCGAGGAGACGUUACGCUUCAAGCAGCGACAUACUGAACCACCACCGCAAUCGCAACAACACCCGCAGAUGCAGCAACAGUUUAGCGCGGUGACGACGUAGUCGCGAUCGUCCGCGAACUGAAAAAAAAAACAACCACACCGAAUGAACAACAUGCAAAAAGAGAAAACCCAAGAAAAACAAAUGCAACCAACAAUUGAAUGCAAACAAAAAUCGCCUACAAAGUUAUGAUUAUUUUUUUUACUGUAAGAUUUAACAACAUGUUAAGAUACGAUGAAAGGGAAGGCACGAGGUGAAGAAGACACUUAGCGCAAUGCAUACAUCUGCGAUAAGCUAUAUAGAUUAUAUUUGAAAUUUUCAAUUCAGAAAUUGAAUUAUUUAAAGGACUUUUGCGAUAACGUGAAAUCACUGUGUUUUUUGGUCGAAUUCAUUCAGUCACACUUUCAGUAUUGGAUGUUUUUACGCGUUAUUAACUAGUAAAUUAAUUAUAAACAGAAAAUUUAAAGUCACGCAGGCGUCGGAGACGAGUGGCACGUUUUGCAAAUGGCGUCAGAUAAAUUUAAAGUAAAGAAUGCAUAUAAAAUGAUGUGAAAGUUCGAUAAAAUUAUUUGUAUCAUUUAAAAAGAAAAGAAACAAAACGUUUGAAGUAUUUUUUGUUUUAUUUACGUCCUUUCGGUUAUGAUUUCUGUAUUUAAUGUCAUAGCAUGUUUCAUAUCUCACUCAACUUGUACUUAAAGGUGAAAACUAGCGCUACUAAUGUUUUCAUUGUUUACCACGUAACUUACUCGCUCUAUACGAAUCAAAGAUUGUUCUCAUCGUGUGUACAAUUAUUACAAACUACUAUUCCAAUUUGUUGUUAUUGCAGUUAGAAACUAUUCAACAAAAAUCACGCACACAUGUUACCGAUACUUACGAUUAAGAGAAAAUAUUAUGAAGCAAAUGGACAAAGUGUAUACCACACAUUAGUACGUUUGGAGACUAUUUUUGAAACAUAACGAUUGUAAAAUAUUGAUGAACGAGAUGAUGCGGUAUCGGUGAAAGAUGAGUUCUGUUUCCGUUCGCAUUACUAAGUACUGGUUGCAUAUCAUUGUCAAAGUAAACAUUGUUUUAGUCAUAACAUUGUGAUAGCCGGCAACCGUAAGCAAAACAAAAACCAUGAAUCGAUCAAAUCUCAAUUUGCGUAUUCACGUCGUACAAGUUUGUAUCAACACGCAAACCUCAUUAACGAAUAAGACAUCAUUGUUGCAUCGUUUUUCAAAUUCUCGAUGUUUUUAUGUCACCAUUUACUACUACACUCACUAAAAACACACACACCUAAAUGAGAUGACUUAAAAGUGUAAUUAAACAAACAUGAAAACUUCUUUCUGGUGAAGAAGAAGAAGCAAAACCACAUGAAACUUGAAUUAAACGUAACCUAGCGUACUAAUAAUUGAAAAAGAACAAACAAAUGGCCUAAUAAUAUAUCUUUUCUUGUUAACUACUGAAUGUUGUUAUAUUAUACAUACAUUAUUAACAUUAUAUCGACGGUGAUGAUGAUGAUGAUGGUUCGUAAACUCAUUCAUUAAUUGUUCAUUUUAAUGAGGAUACUGUUUGUUAUUGUAUAUCUGUAGAGUAGUUAUUUUCGACUUGAUGAAUCAUACAUUAUAGCAGUAAGUGCGCUCAUUUUCAAGCACCGAAAAUACCACACGCUUGGUGUGAAAAUGCGCGCACUUAUUCAUUGAAAUGUUGAUGAUUAUAUAAAUGUCUUUAUGAUUAUAACUUGUGUGCUCCACACACACAAAUGUAUAUGCCGGAACUGGAAAAGACAAAUGACGAGUAAAUAACUUCCAUGCGCAUAAUGAAAAGAAAAAGAGAUUUUAAACGACGAGCUGCUUCGAUUUUCAUAACACAUUUACUGGCAAUAUUUAUCCAGAUCCUGCAAGGUGAAGCAAAUGAAACGGAAAAGUCAAAUUUAUAUUAGUUCCACUUUGAAGUGUGAUAAUAAUUAAUAAUAACGAGAACGUUUGUCGAACAUGUCUGUCGUAGAAAAUGGUGUGUGCAAGUAGAUGAAUUUGUUUCGUAAUCUGAAAUCAUAACAUUGGAAGAUUUUGGCGGUCAUGUUCGCGAAUGCAUCCUCAAUGAUGAAUAUAUCACUGAUUGUCAUUAAUAUUAUUGUAGUUUCUGAUAUAUAAUUAAUGAAUAUAGGUGUACAAAAAUAAAAUAAAUAUUCCAGCAUAAA